Messenger RNA from Chinchilla lanigera (long-tailed chinchilla), 204 nucleotides. NCBI's taxonomy places the organism in Eukaryota, Metazoa, Chordata, Mammalia, Rodentia, Chinchillidae. The record is from the annotation of a RefSeq genome assembly.
AUGCCCCAACUAAACACAGCAACAUGAUUCAUCACAAUCCUAUCAAUACUCAUCUCACUAUUCAUUAUCUUUCAAUUAAAGAUCUCAACAUACUCAUACAACCCUAACCCCCAAACACUCCCUCUAAAAUACAAAAAACAAGAGAUACCUUGAGAAAAAAAAUGAACGAAAACUUAUUUGCCUCUUUUGCCACACCAACACUAG